This is a messenger RNA of Penicillium psychrosexuale, 1368 nucleotides long. RefSeq names its product c6 zinc finger domain containing protein. NCBI's taxonomy places the organism in Eukaryota, Fungi, Ascomycota, Eurotiomycetes, Eurotiales, Aspergillaceae. The coding region runs from base 1 to 1368 and encodes 455 amino acids. Gene Ontology annotation, molecular function: DNA-binding transcription factor activity; transcription cis-regulatory region binding. Gene Ontology annotation, cellular component: nucleus. Gene Ontology annotation, biological process: positive regulation of transcription by RNA polymerase II. The transcript has 3 exons. The record is from RefSeq and is a predicted model, not a curated record.
AUGAACAUUCGCUGGGGCGGACGGGAUUUCCACCGGUCACGAUUUGGAGAUUGUCGAGUCCGACGGGUCGAACUCGGUCUUGGCAACUUUAUAUAUUCAGCAGAAAAAGCAGAAAAACUUUCUCGGCCAGAUUUAUGUUACCACACAGACAAAGAUUAUCAAACCCGACUGCUCGGAAUGGACAUGAACCAGUUCCCAGAUGUCGCACCAGAUCAGCGGGAUCUCAUCCAAUAUUUCACCUGCCAGGCAUCGGCUAUGAUUUCGUGUCACCCACAGAUGCAGCAUGAAGCCUGCAAUGUGUUGAUGUCUUUGUCAUCCACAAGUACCGCUCUGCUUUAUUCUCUGUUGGCCUUCGCUGCUGGCCACCAAGCCUCUCGUACCACAGACGAAGUCAAAAAAAGACAUCUCCGACGCCAGAUGAUUCAACUCGAGACCAAAAGUGUACGUGAUCUUCAAGGGGAGAUUUCUCUUCAGCUUCGGUCAGGUGUUCCCCUUAUGGCAUCUAGUUUGAUGCUAUGUCUGUGCUCUCUUUGCCAUGAGGGUGACGACUAUAUAUCUUGGAGAGCCCACCUCCGAGGCGCAAAGGCGGCCUUUUCUAUUAUAAGCGCUACAGAAUUUGUAGGAAACGAAUCUCAAAUCGAAUACCUGACAAAGCGCUACCAGUUGCUAGAAGCUAUUGCAAUGCUUACAGCCAAAGGAUUUGAGGCGCUAGAGCCGAAGGACGGCCAGCAACCAUCCUCUCAAGCCUUUUUGAACGAUCAUGUGGCUUGUUACAACGAAGUUCUGGACAUGUUUCGCCAUAUUGGAGCUGUAGCUUUCGACCGACGCAAGCUUGAUGUUACACCACAAAACUCUAUUCUGUCUCCGAGUGAUUUUGAAUUGGAAGGUCAAAAUAUGGAGUCUGCUUUACUUCAAAUGAUACACAGAGACAAUGAUCUGCCGCCCAGAUUUCUUCCAAGAGUGCAGGAGAUGCUUAACGCCGACCAAGUCGGGGAAUUUACCAUCUGCAACCAAAUUUACGAAUACACGGCUCUUCUUCAUAUCCGUACUCAGAUUCGACGCUUACCUCUCGAUACACCUGAGGUUAUGGAAACCAUAAAAACCAUAAUCCAUCUCUCAAAGCAAGUUGAGCCCCGAUCUGGUCUCUCUCCCAGUCUUGGGAUCAACACCGCCCUUUCCGCUGCUGGAAUGUACGCCUUGGGGGAUAUUCGUCAGGAGAUCAGAGAACUUCUUCUUCUUCAUUAUGAAUCAACACGGAAUCAAAGCAUGAUGGUUGCACUUCAGAAUAUGGAAAGACACUGGCUAGAAAUGAGCUCUUUUCAAAGAAUAGCAUCAGACUCCAUAAACCAAGAUUUCCUCGCAUAUUGA